Molecule: messenger RNA, 1691 nt
Organism: Racocetra persica
Lineage: Eukaryota; Fungi; Glomeromycota; Glomeromycetes; Diversisporales; Gigasporaceae
Source: the annotation of a GenBank genome assembly
AUGUCAAAAAAUAAAAAAUAUACAGUACGACUUGCAAACAAAGGGCAAAUAAACUCAAAUCUCUAUUACGGACCAUAUGCUCGAGAUUGGUGGAUUCCAAAUCUAAAAAUUGCAAAUAAUAGUGUUUUAAAUCUUCCUUUUCAUCUUUAUAUGAGUAUAAUAACUGAAUUGUUUGGAGACCAAACUGAGCAUUCGGGUUUAGCAGUAUUUGGGUUUUAUAAUGAAGAGAUUAUAUCAGAAAUACUUACUAAUAUUUCAUCUUCUAUACCUGGUCCUGGUUACACAUCAUCUUUAUUAACAUGCUGUAGUUCAGAGACUUACCUUAUUUUACAACAAGUUUUAGACAACUAUUGUAGUUUGCAAGUUUAUAAAGGUAGAAAUGAAGUACACCAAUAUGUUGGUGAAACACCAAUUGUCAUUUGGAAGAAGUAUGGAAUGCACCAAAAUAGGGAUCAUCUUGCACUUUUUAGAUUAAAAGAUCCAAAAGUUCAGGCAUUGUUGACAAAUAAAAAAGAAGAUAUAAUAUGUACAUCAUUUCAAUGGAACGACAUAUCAAUUUUACAACAAAUUUUUAAUCUGCACAUUAAAUGUAGAAAAAUUUCAAUGCCUAAGGAAGAUUGGCAUAUUCUUUUUACUAAAUGGAUCACACAACAAAGUACAAUAGUUCGGCUGCCACAUGUUUUACAUAGUGUAUAUCUACCUGGUUAUUCAUUUCAACACAAAAAACUAGCAGCCUGGCAUUCUAUGUUUCGAGCUUGUGGGUAUACAAAUAUUAUGCCCUAUUCCAAAGAAGAGUCUGAUUUCAAAUUUUGGAUGUAUGCUGUAGAUUCUAGGGCCGAUCGGCAAACUCUAAAAAACUUAUAUCAAUGGGAAUUAAUUCAGAUAAAAGAUCAAAAUUCUCUAUGUAAUAUUGCUACAAGUUGUCAAUUCUGGGAUAGUUUUCGCCAUGCACUAAAAAUUAAUAAAAGAGGGGCUGGUAGAAAAAUUCGAAUACUAUCUAUUAUCGCAUCUUACUUUGAUUAUCAGGUUCUUAAAAGAGAAUUAGGAGUAACAUCAAAAACUAUAUGCAAAGCCAGAAAACAUUCUCGUCUCUAUAGUGUUGGUGCACCACCAAUGGAAAUGCCAAAAAAAACAACCAAAUUAAUGGCCAAAUUUAAAGAAAGACAGUUCAAAAUAUUUUUUUCCGAUAAAGAUAAUGUUACAAUGAGUUCCUACAAGACAGACCCGAAAACUAACUUGUCUAUCCUUUAUUUACGUGAUAACAAGGCUUUACUUUGGAAAAAGUUUCAACAAACCUUUCCCAAUGAGAUGAAAAAAAUCUCUUUCAUGAGCUGCAUUGCAAAUUAUACACAUCUAAAAUAUCAGAGCGAUUUGGAAUUUAAUGCAUCUCUUAUUCGUCCAAAACCCAUAGUUUCGGCACACACAAAACCCAUAUCUAAUUGGACUAUACCAAUCCUAACAAUAAAAGUUCCUUCGAAUAACGUAAUAAGUGAAGAUAUCGAAAUGGAAGACGUUAUAAAUUUCAAUGAUGAGGAGGAUUAUUCUGAGAUGGAUAUUGAAGAGGACCAUGUGCCCAAAGUAACCACAAUCCAAAACUGGAUUGGUCGUUAUUCUAGGGAAUUUAAUCAACAAGGAACAUCCAUCGUACUUGAAACUUUUAAAGCAAUGAGUUCUCCAAAUGAAGAAAACUA